Schizophyllum commune H4-8 is the source of this 398-nucleotide messenger RNA. RefSeq lists its product as uncharacterized. Gene Ontology annotation, cellular component: mitochondrial intermembrane space. The record is from RefSeq and is a predicted model, not a curated record. Bases 57 to 371 code for a protein of 104 amino acids. Gene Ontology annotation, biological process: mitochondrial respiratory chain complex IV assembly. The transcript is spliced from 3 exons. Lineage: Eukaryota; Fungi; Basidiomycota; Agaricomycetes; Agaricales; Schizophyllaceae.
GCCACCGCCGCGGGUGGCGGAGUCUCCAGCGGCGCCAACUCUCCCUCCGUCCCGUCAUGUCUUUCGGUCGCCCUCCUUCAGUGAACCUUGGAUUCAAGCCCAAUCCGCCUGACCGUGGCUCAUUCCCGCUCGACCACUAUGGCGAGUGCAAGGACUACAUGACGGCUUACAUGGGCUGCCUGAAGACCAACAAGAAUGACUCGACGCCGUGCAGGCCGUUGAGCAAGAACUACCUGGACUGCAGGAUGCGCAAGGGCCUUAUGGAGAAGGAUGAAUGGCAGAAUCUGGGGUUCAAGGCGGACCCCGGGAAGGAGCAGCCUGCUGCAAGUACCGAGUCAACAGAGAGCGGCCUUGCAUCACCAUCGAAAUAAGAAGUUAUUGCCUGACACCCCCACUCA